AUGUGCGCGCUCUUCCCUGCGAGCAAGCCCCGCAGAGCAGAGGAGCGCGCGCGCGCCCUGGACGGUGCGCGCAGCAGAGCGCACGCCGAAUGCGCCCAGCCGCUUCCAGCCGCCGCCUCCUCCUCCUGCGCGCCGCAUUACGGCCACUCCGCCUCCCCGUCCAUUCGCGGCAGCCAAUCGGGCUCCCGCGAUCCGGAUGCAGCGGCGACUCCGCUUCCAGCCACGUGGUGCGCCCGAUCCCCUCCUCUCUCUCGCCAGUUCCGCGGCUCCUCCCGACGUUUCCCCUCCGACGCCGCGUCCCAGUGAAGCCGCUUUCCGGGGAGGGUCCGCGCGCGCGCUUCUGCGCUUGGAUCGGCUUCUUCCGCGCCGCCGUGCGCGCAGCCAGCAGCCUCAUCCCCUCGGCUCGGGGGGCCCCCGCGGUGGACAUGGUGGGCUUCGCCGUCCCCGCAGAAGUCAGCGUGCUCCUCCUGGACAUCGAAGGCACGACGACACCCAUCGCGUUUGUCAAGGUGAAGAUUUUGGGUGGGUGGAGGCAGAGGGAGCAGUCGGGUGCGCAUCUGACACUGGUUUUUUUUGGGGGGGAAGGUUUGGAUCGGGCCGUCGGAAGCCGCAGCCUGCGCUCCCCCCAACUCCCUUGGGCGCAGGUGAGGCCGCUUUCCCCUUCCGAGUAAACAAUCGCUGGUGCACAUUCGCGAUCUGUGCGCCUCCCCACAUUCGCUUUUCUUGGCACGGGUAUGGCAGUUUCCCUCUGUAAUCACAUAACGUUUAGCAUCUGCGUUUAGGGAAACCUGGACGCCUGGAGAAAGAUACAAAGCAACAUUUUAAGAAAGUUGACAGUAGCAGAAUGCUGAGUUUUGUUCUGUUGAUCUGUGAAAAGCUACCGAAAGGGUCUAUAGAUUUGUUGGCCUGGGGGGGCAUUGCAAAAACACAUGGUAAAAACAGGCACUCCCCACCCCCUCUGCUGCAGUUGUGCUGUUUUAUCUGUAAGACAGUUUUUGGGCUAGAAUGAUGGGGAGCUUAUCCAGUGCUAUUUCAGGAAAAGAUUUCACUACUUUGUGACUUAAUCUUGAGAGAAUGUGGAAUUAAAUGUAAGUACUUUUACCACAGUGUACUUUAAAAAAAAAUCCUUUUCAUGUGAACAUCUCAUGGUUAUAAUAAACACCAUUCUCAGCUCCAUUCCCAGUGAUCUGUUAGGGUAAUAACCACCCACAAUUUAGUCGAGAGGACAUGUUUAAAUUGUAAGCCAAUAUUUUUUUGCCGUAAAAAAUAGAUUUUUUACGUUUGGGGGGAGAAAAUGUCAAACUAUCCAGACUGGUCCUACGAGGGCCAGAAAAAAGCCUCAGGGCAGGGAAUCUGCCUUCUUGAAUUUUGUACAACACCGCGCAUGCAUAUGGUGGCAUACACAUAAAUAGUAUUGUUGCAUGUGCUUUUGUAGCGGGGACCUUAUUUAAUUGCAUCAAGCACUACUGCCUGUUGUCAGAUAUGUAAUACGCACACACAUGUACACAGACACAUCCAGAGAUUUGUUAAACAGAAGGGGCAAAAGGCCAUGAAAUGUAAAUACAGUAUAUGAGCUUCCUCUGUUGCUUUGAAUUUCUGGCCUCUGCAGUUUGCAUCAUUUUUCUUUACCCAUGUUUAUAAAUUUGCCAGCAGAGAAUAACACUUAACGCACCUGCAGAGGGUUAUAAAUCCACAAAAGGUGAUUCUACAUCUGUUCAGUUUAAGAUGACACAGGGUUCUCUUUCAGGGCGGUGUUCACUAUACUACUGCCAUUAAAUGUCACGGGGGAAAUGUCAGUGGUAAAGCACCUGUUUUGCAUGCAUGCAGAAGGUCUCAAAUGCAAUCCCUGGCUUCACUGAGUAGGGCUGGGAAUUUCCUCUGCCUGAAACUCUGGAGAGCCAACUACCCACCAGUGUGGACAUUACAGUGGUACCUUGGUUCUCAAACGCCUUGAUACUCAAACAACUUGGAACCCAAGCACUGCAAACCCAAAGUAAGUGUUCUGGUUUGCGAACUUUUUUCAGAUGCCAAACGUUCUCUGUUCUGAGUGUUACACUUCCCGAUUUGAGUGCCACGCUUCCUUUUUGAGUGGCACACUUUUGUUUUGAGUGCCAUACUUCCGUUUUGAGGUCUCUCUGUUCUUGCUAUUUAUUUUGCAUUUUUGUUUUUGCGGCUCUUUUUGUUUUGUUUUUGUGACUGUGUGGAACCCAGUUCAGCUACUGAUUGAUUGAUUGUGUGACUGCAGUACAUGGUUCAUUGCUUUCAUUUUAUGGAUCAAUGGUCUCGUUAGAUAGUAAAAUUCAUGUUCAAUUGCUGUUUUAGGGGUUGCUUUUAAAAGUCUGGAACAGAUUAAUCCAUUUUGCAUUACUUUCUGUGGGAAAGCGCACCUUGGUUUUGGAACGGACUUCUGGAACGGAUUAAGUUUGAGAACCAAGGUACCACUGUACUGGACUAUGUGGCCCAAAAUGGACACAGUAUAAGGCCUGUGUUUCCCAAGUGAAGUCAUUUGGGACUGGGCUUCUGUGUAGUUAAAAUUUUUAAUAAAUACCCAAAGGGACUGAAAGCCCUGUACAGUGAUACCUCGGGUUACAUACGCUUCAGGUUACAUACGCUUCAGGUUACAGACUCCGCUAACCCAGAAAUAAUACCUCGGGUUAAGAACUUGGUUUCAGGAUGAGAACAGAAAUCGUGCUCCGGCAGCAGGAGGCCCCGUUAGCUAAAGUGGUGCUUCAGGUUAAGAACAGUUUCAGGUUAAGAACGGACCUCCAGAAUGAAUUAAGUACAUAACCAGAGGUACCACUGUAUACCAUUGCCUUCUUUUUUUUCUAAGUAGAACAAACACUUCAUAAUCUUAAGAAUUUAGGGCUGCUAUUUCUUCUGCUCACACUCCUGCUAUAUAAACGUGAGUUAGCUGAGAGCUGUCACCUCAAAUACUUAGGAAAUUAGGUCACAGUUACACAGUAGGCUUCCUACUGACACUGUAUUUUGCCUUAACACAUACACACAGAGAGAGAAAGAGAGAACUAUUAUUAUUGUGCCAGAAAUGGUCUUUCUGGCAUUCAGAAGUUUGUUUGAUGCUUUCUGGUCCCUCCUAUUGACUUCAUUACCUGGAACGCCACCUCAAAUGAAUCCCCAGCUUUGCUAAUAUAAUAACUGCUAUGUUACCCGUUUCUUCUGUCCUCUAGCGCUGGGUUUCUCAAACUUGGGUCUCCAGCUGUUGUUGGACUACAACUCCCAUCAUCCCUAGCUGGCAGAGCCAGUGGUCAGGAAUGAUGGGAGUUGUAGUCCAACACAGCUGGAGACCCAAGUUUGGGAAACUCUGCUUUAGCAAAACCUGGUCUGGGAGUACAUGAACAGGUGUUAAGAGGAGCUUCUUGAGGGGAAAAGAGGCCCAUUGCCCAGGAAAGCUUAUUAAAGGAGGAGUUUAUCCUUUUGAACCAAAUUGGCCUUUUUUAUUCUCAAAGUAACCUUAGAAUUUUGAGGGACUAGGAGUCUCUUUUGAGAAUACUUUUUUUCUCUCCAAGUUGAUUUUUGCAGCACGAGCAGCCAACCUUGAACUUGAUUUCCUACCUGACUUGAAGGCUGCAUCAUUUGUCAAUUAGCAGGUCCAUUGCCCCUGGACAUGAACUGCGAAUGCCAGACUUUUUGUUCCCUGUUUAAUUGGCUGCGCCCAGUCUAGCGGUUCCUUAAAUUGGCACUUAUCCUGAUACUCAGUAAUAGCAGCUAUUAACACCUCAUCUCCAGCUGUCCUAUUGGAGCUUCGGUCCCAACACUCCCAAGAAAUAUCCCGAAAUGCAGGCAUCUGUAUUGACGCAUUAUUUAAACAUGCAUACAAGCAUCCCAAGAGCAACAGUACAUAACACAAUACCCAGUUGAUUAGGAUCAGCAUGUGUGCAAUCCUGUGCAAUGGUUCCUAGGAACAAACUCCAUUGAACUUGGUGGUUCUUGCUUCCAACUGCAUAGGGUCAACUUGUGAAACAUACUGAACCACAAAAAAAGGUUCAUCCAGCUGUAGCUUUAAUUAGAAAUGCAAAACAACCUUGCAAAGAAACGUUACCACUGCUUGUGUGAGGCUGUACCCCCAUUGAAUAAAAGGAAAGACGGAUCUAGCCUCUGCUUAUCCUUUUUAAUUCUCUGUGCUUAUGCAUCGUAAGCAAGCUUGAAAACCUCAUUAUUGCCAGAGGAAGGAGGGCCUGCCAGUUAGCCAGGUGAUCUAGCAGAUGUUGCCAUCAUUCCUGUUCUGAAAAGUGUCUCAGAGCUACACUUCCCUGCAUUUCACUCUUGACCAAUAGUAGAAGGAGUGGAGGCAGCCGUGAUGCUCCCCUGGCUUCCUAACAGCUGAGUCAGUGCUGGUUACAGAGAAGGAGAGGGUGGGGGGGUUGUGAUGUUAACAUAUUAGAGUGCUGGAGGUGAAAUAGUUAAACAAGUUACCCAAUCAGAACCCAGGGGGUGGAGUCAGAGGGAGGGGCGAAGGGAGGAUUUUGUUGGGAGUUGGGUGGUUGGUUGGAGUGGGAGUGAAUUGGGAUAAAGUCUGUGGGUAGGUGGAGUUAGUGUAGAGAAAUAAGUUGAGUCAGGAACACUUAGAGUCUAGGAAGACAAGUAAAUAACUGAGAGGUGGUUUAGUGAGUGAGAGCAGGUAGCGGAAGUUAUAGGUCUGGACAGGCAACCCAUGAAUGUAAUUGACCAAUACCGUUUAUGAAACCACAUGCUUGUUAAACUGCAAUAAAUAAACAGAAGUUUAUGUUCCAAUUUAACCCUGACUGGACUCAGUAUUUUACCAGGUAGGGCCUGGGUGGUGGUAGCAAGAAAUAAAGUGGUGGCACAGGGAUCAAUAGACGGUGAAACGUCCAGGGAUCCUCUGUGAUCGCCACAGGGGUCAGCAUGGUGCAAAUGCACUGCCAGCACCAAUCCAGCGCUCCUGCCAUUGCAUUUUCACCACGCCUGUCUUCCCACCACUUUGCCCCUCUCCUUCCCUGGAAGCAGCAGGGCCUCUGCUGUCAGGAGGUCAAGUGAGGGCUGUCCCAGCACCCUCAUCCACUACUACUCUUGGCUAAUUCUCCAUCGAACGAUGCAUUUAACCAAAAGGCACACUUGAACGGUUGCAGGCUGAAGGCUUUGCACUCAUGUGCCCUUCUGUAAUACCAGGAAUUGGAACUAACAGGGCGAGGAAGAGCACGGGAAGCAAAUAUGCUUUGUCGUUUUUAAAUGUUAAGAAUAUCAGUUGAAUUGCAGCGGGGCAUCACCUGCUCAUAACUUUAUACAAUGGUACCUCGGUUUAAGAACAGCCCGGUUUAAGAACAACCCGGUUUAAGAACUCCGCAAAACCAAAAAUAGUGUUCUGGUUAGUGAACUUUACCUCAGUCUACGAAGGGAAGCCGAACCGUGGAAUGGUACAGGCGGUGGGAGGCCUCAUUAGGGAAAGCGCGCCUCAGUUUAAGAACAGCUUUGGUUUAAGAACGGAUUUCCGGAACGGAUUAAGUUCGUAAACCAAGGUACCACUGUAUUGCAAGAAUUCCAUUUAGUCCUAAUCCCCAUUUCCCCUUAGAAUAGUGUUUUCCCACCCUUGGGGUCUCCAGCUGUCGUUGGACUACAACUCCCAUCAUCCAUCACCACAGGAGCUGGAGUCCAGCCACAGAUGGAGGGCACUGCGUUGACUACCGCUGCUCCGCGUGUCGAUGCCCUAUGUGAGCUAACAACACAUGAGUAGGGCUGAGGUCACUCUAAAAAUGGAAAAUUUUCCACAGGCAAGGGGUGGGAAUACAGUGAUGGAAACAUUUCUGCCUCGUGUUCAUUUCGCUUUCUGUCUCGCCAGGAUACUCUGUUUUCCUACAUCAAAGACAACAUCCGAGAGUACCUUCGUGCGCACUGGGAGGAAGAGGAGUGCCAAGAAGACGUCGGCCUUCUGAGAAAACAGGUAAAGUCUUUGCUAUCCCUUCCUUUUCUUCUUCUUCUAAUAACAAUGAUUUUAUUAUUUAUAUUCUGCCCAUCUGACUAGGUUUCCCCAGCCACUCUGGGCGGCUCCCAACAAAAUAUUAGAAACACAAUAAAUCAUCAAACAUUAAAACAAGGCUGCCUUCAGAUGUCUUCUAAAAGUUAUGUUUCCCUUUAUCUCCUUGACAUCUGAUGGGAGGGUGUUCCACAGGGCGGGUGCCACCACCAAGAAGGCCCUCUGCCUGGUUCCCUGUAGCUUCAGGUCUUGCAAUGAGGAAACUGCCAGAAGGCCUUUGGAGGUGGACCUCAGUGUCUGGGCUGAGCAAUGGGGGUGGAGAUGCUUCUUCAGGUAUACAAGUAUUCUAGUCUUCUCUUGCUGUAGUCAGGACACCAGGUUUAGGACAAAGUCAUGAGUACAAAGUCAUGUUAAUCGCGGCACAUCGGUAGCAGGAAAGGACCUCUGGCUGAUCUUCAGCAAACAGGAUGCUGGAGUAGAUGGACCCUGAAUCUGACCCAGCUGGGCUCUUUGAAGUAGGAGUCCCCAUCACUGCUGAUAACAUUUUCUCACCGUUUCCCAAAGGCUGAAGAAGAUGCCCACAUGGAUGGAGUGGUGCCCAUCCCGCUGGAGACCAGGGAUGGAGAGGAGGAGGUGGAGCGCAUCAUCCAGGCCGUCAUAGACAACGUCCACUGGCAGAUGUCUUUAGACAGGAAGACAACCGCCUUAAAGCAGCUCCAAGGCCACAUAUGGAGGGCAGCGUACGAAAACGGCCGCCUGAAGGGAGAGUGAGUAUCUAGCGUUUAUGACACGAGCAGCCAGUGUGCAUUAUUGCCCCAUUGCUCCCGCCCUCCAAACCACAUUUAGAGAGGAUCUGCACAUGAAACCAGAAAACAUGGGGCUUUGACCCUAGCACUGGGCAGACUUCAGUCUUGCAGAAUCAACUUCCUGUUUGUUGGGGCAUUUUUUUGCUGAAGCCAGGUGCAAAAUGCAGACCCUUAGAAUGAAUUAAUUCUGAGUUUAGGGGUAUCAGAACUGAGUGGAAUAUCUUUUUUUUAAUUCAUUUUUAUUAAAUUUUCACUUUAACAAUCCAAUCAAAUCACAUUAAAUAUUCCAAAUUAUACAUAUGGAGAUCAAAUAAUCCAAAUAUUCUGCCAGAUUAUAAAUUUUUAAUAGGACUUCCCAUGCUUCAAGUUCGGAGAGUUCUGAUCAUCUCAUAUCUCUACUGCUUUUCAAAGUCAUUUCCGAUGGUUCCUCUAAUUCUUCCUGUUGUUAACCUUCCUUCUUUCACGGCCUCUGAGUUAUUCCCACAAGCGAGUUAAAACAAGCAAUGAUGUGUUUCUGAGAGGAAUAUCUUGAGUAUCAAGACUGAAUGGACACACAUCCAUUCCUGGUCCUUCCCCCACCCCUGAUUUCUUCGUUUCAGCAGCAUACUUUAGGAUGGGAUUCUUGUUGUUAUCAUCCAGUGUUGGGAUGGGUGUCUGUAUACAUCUCUUCAUAAUUUAGAGACACACUGUCAGGGAACUGCCAUUGGAGCCAGGGGGAGAGGGAGGGCUCCAGAGGGAUUCCGGAGAGCGUCCCGGGAGGGAGAGAAGCGGCACAUCUUCUGGGGAAGGAAAUCAGCGUAGCACCAGUGGAGAAGGGGGGCAGAUGGGGGUAUCGGCGAGGUGGCUCCAUGACUCUUCGCCGGGGACCAGUGGGGAGAGCACGGGUCCUCCGCUGCCCACACCCUCCCUGCGCAGAAGGCUUCUGCGCAGGGAAACUAGGCGGAGACUAGGCGUCAAAGAACUUCUUUGCUGGAAGAAGUUCAAAAAAUGCCCACUGACGGAUUCUGCCAGCGAUUGAGACAGCCACGGACGAGUGGCUGUCCGGACAGAAAAGGUUCACUCAGGCAACCCAGGCAGGUGUGGCGCCGAUUUACGCACGAGCAACCCCUAGAACCAUUACACACACAUAGAAUCCUAGAACCAUAGAAUUGUCGAGUUGGAAAGGAUCCUGAGAAUUAUCUGGUCCAACCCAGGAAUCUCAGCUAAAGCAUCCCUGACAGGUGGCCCUCCAACGUCUGCUUAAAAACCUGCAUGGAAGGAGAGUCCACCACCUCCCGAGGGAGACCGUUUAUUAUCGGAACGUUUUUGUUCCUGUAAUUCUAAGGUGCAUCAGGUCUUCUUGUGCAUUUGUGGAAUGUGGCUGUCCAGCAAAUUCUGCAUACAAAUAAGGCAAGCACUGUUGUCUCUUCAAGAUAUUUUGCCGCCUCAUGCGUUGCUGUUCCCCGUCCAUUACAGGUUCUUUGAUGAUGUGGUUCCAGCAGUCAGGAAAUGGAGAGAAGCAGGGAUGAAAGUGUACAUCUAUUCCUCUGGGAGUGUUGAGGCGCAAAAGCUCUUUUUUGGGAACUCUACGGAAGGCGAUAUUUGCGAGGUAGGCACUGCGCUGAAAGGUUUGUCUCCUUUCUUUGUCUUUCCAGCUUCUUCCACCCUAAAACGGUCUCACUUCCAGCUUCUCUCAGGUACAGAGUGUCUGUUUGCAUUCACAAGAUGGAGGAUAAGGCCUUCAAGUAACCUUGAUGGUUAUGUUCUGCCUCCGCUGUUGGAGACAGCUUGCCUUGAACUAAAGGGUCCCUUCCAAUGCUGUGAUUCUAUGUCCUUGAGACAAUAAAAUGGGCAAAAGCAGAGAAGACAUGCAGUGAAGGAAUUAAGCGGCAGACUGGAAUGUUCCACUUCACAUUGCAGCUCAAGGAAUUCCCAUCUCCUCCUUCUUCCAUGCUCCUUUAUUUAGUGAAAAAAAUGAAAUUUACUUGCAAGCGGAAUACAAGCACAAUGGGGAGCAGGCUGAAUUAGAACGCUUUGCUCUGCUGUGCAUUUUAAUUUUAUUGCAUUGAGAGUUUUGGAAACAUCUGGGUGUCCUGCGAUUUUACUGAAGAACACAAGGUUGACUUGCAUUAAAAAUCAGGGUGCUUGUAGAACUUGUACUGUUAAAACGGAAAUGGGUCGAACCAUCGCAAGAGGUGUUGAAAUUUUGGGAGGUUGGAUAGUUACAAUGGCAUGGUCUCGGUGGUGGGGUGCACAUUUUUACUCAUUUAUUUAUGAUUAUUACUUUGUCAAAAUAAAAAUAAUAAAAAAGAAUGUGUAAAAUGUAAAUAAAUGUAUUUUUUUAAAAAAAAUCAGCACAGUGCAGAAAUAAAAAUGCAAAAUACUAUUUAUUAAAAAUCCUGAAAUCUAAAUCAGAGCUUUUUUUUUUUAAGGGCACAUAUCCUCUCGCAGCAUGAAGUGGUACAGGCUGUUUUUACCCCCACAUUCUGCUCCAGAGGGGUCUUCACAAUCUAACCAGGACUCUAACUUCUGUUAAAUUUUGCAAACUGGGGGAAGAAACCGCUUUUUCUGCAAUCGAGCAGUGUAGAAUUUUUAUGAAAUAAGUAGUAGACACGUUAGAAACUAUUCUAUAUCAUCACAACAUCAGUUAAUGCAAAUGUCAGUCCGUACAAUGUAAAACAGUACGAAUAAGCUGGCCUAAUUUAACAUCUUAAACUAAGCAACAUUGCGUUAAAGAACAGACCGAGCCAACAAGCGAGAAAAACGAUACUAACACAAAAAUGAAAGAAGAGCAUGAGAAACGUUAAACCUCUCCUUUAAAAACAAAAUGUCCUUCCUAAAUCUUCCAGCUAUUUGAUGGCCACUUUGACACCAAAAUUGGCCCGAAAGUGGACAGCGAGAGUUACCAGAGGAUCGCUGCAAGCAUUGGGUGUUCCACAAGCAACAUACUGUUCUUGACGGAUGUCACUCGGGGUAAGAAAGCAAGUUUGGUUGUUGUGAUCCUUAUCUUCUCGUAAGCCUGCCCAGAAGCUGUUUACUGUGAACUGCAUCCAUUUCAAGCACGAUUAUACAGUGGUACCUCGGGUUACAUACACUUCAGGUUACAUACACUUCAGGUUACAGACUCUGCUAACCCAGAAAUAGUACCUCGGCUUAAGAACUUUGCUUCAGGAUGAGAACAGAAAUCGUGCUCCGGCGGUGUGGCGGCAGCAGGAGGCCCCAAGCUAAAGUGGUGCUUCAGGUUAAGAACAGUUUCAGUUAAGAACGGACCUCCGGAACGAAUUAAGUACUAAACCCGAGGUACCACUGUACUGAUUUUAACAGUCAUGAGUACCCCCAGAGAAUCCUGGGAACUGUAGUUUAUUAAGGGGUGCUGUGAAUUGCUAGGAAAGUCCCUGUUCCUCUUAUGGAGCUGUGCUUGUCACAGCUAUAGUUCCCAGAGUGGGUUGUCCAUCUUUCCUUCCAGCAUUUGAGCAGUAAUAAGAUGGUUGUGUGUAUCUGGAUUCACCCUCUUCUGAUGGGUUAUUCUUGCUCUUUUCCCCUCAGAGGCAGAUGCCGCAGAAGAAGUCGACAUGCACGUGGCGAUAGUAGUCCGGCCGGGCAACGCGGGCCUGACAGACGACGAGAAAUCUUAUUAUAGACUCAUAACCUCUUUCAACGAACUCUUCUUGCCGUCCUCCACUUAAAGAAGCAAAUUUCUGCGUUUCUGUUAAGGAAAGAAAGGAUGAUACGGGAGCAACACCUGACCAAAAUCCUCCUUGUACUAUAAUACGGUAGUUUAUUGCUGGUGACAUAAAUUUUGGAAUUGAGAGCAUUGGGAUCCUUGGCCUUCCAGCGGCAGGAAUUCGAACCCGGUGUAGUUGAGACAUCUGCUGGUGUUGCAGGCACACCUCGGACCCAGCGGCUGCAAAGCCCUGGUUGUCAGCACAUCCUAGCUUGGGAAUUGCACGUGGAAGUCACGCAAACCACCAGGAGGAUAUUGUCCAUGGAAGGCCUUCUCGAGACGAAGGGGGCUGCCUAAGUUUACUUGCAGCCGCCGUUCAUCUCCAGAGGCUCCUCUGCAGGAGAUCCUUGCCGCGGGUUGUGCCCAGCAUGUUUACCUCAGACACACAUUCCCUUAGCUUCAUUCUCUCCUGCAAAUAAUAAACAAGUCUUUUAAGGUUUUUUAUGUUCUGCUGUUUUUGGUUUACAAGCAGGGGUGGGGAACAUCAGGAUCAGGGCCAAAUGCAGGCCUCUAUCCUGGCCCUGGGAUUCUCCUCAGGCCACACCCCUUCCUCAGGCCACGCCCUUCCUUGGGCCACACCCCUUCCUCUGGCCACGCCCCCACCUGGUUCUGCUCCUCUGGUGCGUUUAUCUAGCUGGAACGUGCCCCAAUCUUGCUUGUCUUAGUGAAGGAUGGAGAGAUUCGGGGAGCAGAGACACCAAAGCAUCGAGUUUUGCAUGCUGGAAUGUAGCCUGCUAUGCAAAGGUCGCAUUGUCUGCUCUGCUGAAGAGUUAACUAAUCCGCUGAGGAAAUAAGGUACUGAGACGAUGCAAAGCGAACUGACUUGCGGACCAAAAGCUGUAAACACUUUUGAAGGCCUUCCCAGGCGAAGCUUUCUGUGCCAAGGUGGUGCAUAUUUUGCCCACCCCCGUCCCAGCCUGUUUUGGGAAAUCUGUACAACGUUAGCAUAGCUAAUGUAUAGAUUGGCGGGGGAGGGAAGGAUUGUAUUUUCCCUUUACUGUGAUGCUGGGCAAAUACAAUCUCUCCCCUUCAGCUACUGAUAGGUUGAGCGUUUCGUGCAUUGCAGCUGCAGUCAAUUGGACUGUACCUGUGACAUCGAUGCCACAAAUCACACCAGUCAUUACUCCCUUGUACCAUUUUGUGACUCUUGAAUUCCCAAAAUGUCAUCUCCCCCCCCCCCCGACGUUUCACCCCACUGACCCCUUUCAAAGUCUGCUUGUUUUUUUGAGUCUCCAAGACAGGAGUGUGUAUCGCUUCAAAUUCAGUGCUCAGCUGUACCUUGCCAUACAGCUAUUUCCAGCCUACAAGGCUGCUCCUUCCUCUUUCCGUUCUGGUACAACUUCAGCCACACCGGACAGGGCGAAUACUGAGAGAAAGCAGUGUCAUUUUCCACACAAGCAACCACUUCCUUGCUUGUAAGUAAAUACUAUCGCAAGGCACUGUAACCAGGGCAUUGUCUUAAAGGCAUAUUUUGCAGCGGUCUUGGCCAGUAAUGAGCAGCUCUAUGUCUGGCCAGGACCUGGAUGGUAGAUGGCCGGGAACACUUAUGUCUUAAGAUAGGCAGAAUGCAGAAUAUAACAAACCACAUCCUCAUUGUAAACACUGUGAUACAACUUGGUUGUGGCUCCUCAUCGCCACCCAAAACUAUCAGAAGUGCAGUUUGUUAAUGGUGCUGAGAGUUUUCAGGAGAAUCCAUAUCACCUCACAGAGCAACAAUUCCCAGAAUUUCUUGGAAAGGGGGAUUGAGAAACAAUUCUGGAAACUGAUUGUUAUUGUUAAUGAUUGUUAAAGGGGUAUGAUACUGAUUUAAUAGUAUUGUGCAGAUGUGGCCAUAAGUAUAGCAAGUUACAUUCACAUUAUGAUGUAGGACCAGGGGGUGGGCAGGCUUUGUCCUAGGGAAAAGUCCUGCCCUAUGCAGAAGCCCAGAACAAGGCUUUGGCCUCUUCUGCGGCCUCUUCAGAAAUAAAGGGCUGUUAGAAACAGUGCACAUGAAUAUGUGAUCCACCCUGCUGCGUAAGGAUCCCAGUUCUCACUACAACCUUUGCAUGCUGGGAAACAAAACAUUUCCAAUGAAAUCCAUUUGAGCAAUAAAGCUUCUUCCUUGAGUAGCGAUGGGAAGCGUCCCUUUUGCUGCAGAUCUAUUCAAUGUCCGUGUGAUUGUCGCCUUGUAAUGCAUGUGUUGUCUUUAAACAAAUCUGUGGCCGAAAUGGAAGACCAGCAGCCAUGGCCCCUCUGUCUGAACUGGCUUCACUUCCGCCCACACACUUGUGGUAAAUAAAGGUUUGUCUUUAGUGUUUGUCAA
This is a messenger RNA of Podarcis lilfordi (Lilford's wall lizard), 12758 nucleotides long. The record is from the annotation of a GenBank genome assembly. Lineage: Eukaryota; Metazoa; Chordata; Lepidosauria; Squamata; Lacertidae.